Molecule: messenger RNA, 2930 nt
Organism: Cercospora beticola
Lineage: Eukaryota; Fungi; Ascomycota; Dothideomycetes; Mycosphaerellales; Mycosphaerellaceae
Gene: YME2
Product: Yme2p
Cellular component (GO): mitochondrial inner membrane
Molecular function (GO): RNA binding
Source: RefSeq, a predicted model, not a curated record
CAAACACAACGUCAUCGCAGGGAAACCUGGCGCGCGUGAACCUUGUCCAAUACGCGCUCCAUCUCACCACACUUCAUCGUGCACACUCCGAGAUUAGUCGCAGAAAUCACUCCUACGAACGACUAUGAUUCGGUAACAGUACAUUACUUGGUGAGCCAGGCGGCUUCAACGCAUCACGAUGCUGGCGCGCAGAGGGCUACAUCGAGCAGCUGCUCCCUUGCUCAGAUCUUCGCCCAGUCCGAACACACAUCUAUUGGCGUCGCGCAUCUCGAGACGAUGUGUAACAGGAGAAGCUGGAGAUAACAAUACUGGCCAUAUCUCGACCAACUCGCAAGAGGGCAUUCUAUUCUUCAACAGCAUCUUACCGUCAAAUUUACAAUGGUUCUUUCGACUCACAUCUGCCAUUCCGACAGGACGGAAAACUCCAAAGAUCUUGGACCCGUCAAGCAGUAACUACGGUGUCGUCAAUCCCGCUUCUGCCUUUCAGAAGGCUUUGAAAGCGGAGAACAUCGCAGGCAAAGCAGACGUUGUGGAAAUCUUGCCUCGGUAUGGAGAGGGUGCUGCGUUUUUGAAGUUCAGCCACGACGGCACGAGUGAUUCGAAGACAAUCUCAGAGGCGGUCAAGAAGUAUCUCAAUGAAAAUACUGCGCGACCUUGGUGGAAUCCUUUCAUGACUGUACAAGUUGGUCGUGUCCUGGGCAAGCCUUGGGUUGAGGAUCUUUCGCGACGUCCUUCUUCGAGGCUGAGGGUCGAAUUUCUGCCGACUGAACCUGGUGCUAGCGCGGCUGAGCUUACACAAGAGCAGCUUUACAGCUUCUUCAGGCCGUUUGGAAAGCUCUCCGAGAUUCUCGUGCAACCCUCGGACUCGAAAGUGCUGCCCAAGUAUGCUUAUCUGGAUUUUGAAAGCUAUCGCAAAGCUGUCAUGGCGAAGAAUUGUAUGCAUGGUUACCUCGUCAACGAUUCUGAAGGAGGCGGAAAGACUGGGACAUUGCUUCGCUUGACCUACGAAAAGAGGCAGCGUGCAGGCUGGAUCAAGGAUUGGAUCAUGAACCACCCUCGCAUCGUUAUACCACUCCUGGUCGCGUUAAUUGCCGGUAUAUCAGCUGUAAUCUUUGAUCCGAUCCGGACGAUUGCCAUCAAAGCCCACAUUACGCGUGCAUUCCACAUUGAGGACAAUUGGAUCUUUGCCUGGCUCAUCAAGCAGAGUGAAGACUUGGUCAAUAAAGUCAAGUCGCUUGGACGGGAUCUAGAUGUCAAUGACGGUGGCAUGGCUGUUGUGUGGGAGGACAGACAGAAAGAGAUUGAGCAGAUUCAAUCCUGGUUGAUGGAAAGUACAGAUACUUUCAUUGUUGUGCAAGGUCCUCGCGGCAGCGGCAAGCGUGAGCUAGUGCUUGACCAUGCGUUGAAGCACAAGCGAGAGAACAACCGGGUCCUGACUAUUGAUUGCAAGCCGCUGCAGGAAGCAAGAGGAGAUGCUGCGACCAUCGCGGCGGCUGCGAAUCAAGUUGGGUAUAAGCCAGUGUUCAGUUGGAUCAACAACAUCAGCGGCCUGGUCGAUCUGGCAGCGCAGGGUAUGACAGGAUCCAAAGCUGGCUUCUCCGAGACCCUCGAAAAUCAGCUUGUCAAGAUUUGGACCAAGACGACUGCUGCUUUGAAGGGCAUUGCUCUCGAAGGUCGCAAGAAAGACGACAAGGAUGCAAAACUCUCAGACGAUGAGUACCUUGAGGGCCAUCCGGAGAGACGACCUGUUGUCGUGAUCGAGAACUUCUUGCACAAAGGUUCGGAAUCGGGUGCAGCUUUGAUUUAUGACAAGCUUGCAGAAUGGGCUGCGACACUCUCGACCUCCAAUAUUGCCCACGUCAUCUUUCUGACCAACGAUGUCUCUUUCACCAAGUCUUUGAGUAAAGCCUUGCCAGACAGGGUCUUCAGACAAAUCUCGUUAGGCGACUGCUCGCCCGAAGUGGCUAAGCGCUAUGUCAUUCAGCACUUGGACUUCGAUGCUGACCCUAGUCAAGUCACUGGCGACAAAGGUUCCGAAGGAGAGGAUGUCAAACAUCUGACUCCUUCGCAGAAACGCGAGGAUCUGCGCGAACUGGACUCUGUCAUCGGCCAGCUAGGUGGCCGUCUCACCGAUCUUGAAUUCUUCGCCAGGCGUAUCAAGGCUGGUGAGACACCAACACGAGCUGUCAAAGAGAUCGUCGAUCAGUCUGCGUCGGAGAUCCUCAAGAUGUACUUACUACUUGGCAGUGACAGCAGAGAAUGGACUUCGGCACAAGCGUGGACUCUUGUCCGCGAACUAGCCGACAAGGAGGGCCUACGCUACAAUGAGGUUCUGCUUGCCGACCCGUUCAAAUCUGGCGGCGAGAAGGCCAUUGCAGCUUUGGAGCAGGCAGAGCUGAUUACCGUGCAAUCGAGCAACGGUCGACCUUACAAAAUCAUGCCCGGAAAGCCAGUCUACCAGCCUGCUUUCCAGAACCUCGUGUCGGAUAAUGUCCUACGAGCGAAACUGGAACUGGCAUUACUCAGCGACGCCAUCGCUAGCGAGAACAAGUCGAUCGACAAGUACGAGCAAGAAUUACGUCUACUUUCUGAGCUACCCAAGCAGCCGCCAGAAUUGUACGACCGCAUGAAGUGGUUGUUGGGCAAUGUUGCGAAGAGCCAGAAGAGCAUUGAGAGUUUGGAGAAGGAGAGCGCAGCGCUGAAGAAGAUCUUGCAGUCGGAAUUUUGAGGCAAUCGUAAUGAGGGAGACGAGUGAAAUCAUGACCAGGCUAACAUUCGGCAGAAAAUUGGAUGCAACUGUACAAAUUUAGGAAGAUACCACUCAGCAUUGACAGGAUUGAAGAACCACCACCGAUCGAUUGCGCAUUGUGAAGAGAACGUUACAUGUGGAGAAGUAUACCCAUGUUGGUUAUGCUGUCAUUGCCAAGCCA